AUGAACAGUACAAUUAUAUCAACGAAUACAUCAGAUUUUAUGUUUAAUAAUCGUUUUGUUCAAAUAGCUUCACGUAGUGAAGAAUUUAUUUUACCAUGUUUAUUAUUAAUUGGUACAACUUGUAAUACGCUAACAUUUGUUGUUAUGAGACGUGGUCGUAUGCGACAUUCAUCAUCAUGUUUCUAUAUGGCUGCAUUGGCUAUUGCUGAUACAUUUGUUCUUUGGAUUGGUUGUCUUAAUCGAUGGUUAGAAUUAUUAGACAAACAAAGACCAAUUUUAGCAUGUAAUAUGUGUUGUAAAUUAGGCACAUUUGCAUUUUUCUUUUUUGCUGAUUGUAGUGUCUGGAUAACAGUUGCAAUGACAUUCGAACGAUAUAUAGCUGUUUCUCAACCUUUACGUGCUAGUCAAAUUUGUACAGUUAAACGUGCACGUUAUAUAUUAUUAAUUGUAUUUACAAUAUUUUUCUUAAUAAAUGCACAUUUUUUAUGGACAUUUCAUUUAUCUUCAACUGUAUUACAUUGUAUACCAUUAAAUGAUCAAUCAUUAUUUAUAAGAUAUUUUACUUGGAUUGAUUCAUUUAAAUAUUCAUUUUGUCCAUUUACACUUUUAAUAACACUUAAUAUAUUAAUUAUUAAAAGUUUAUUAAAUGCACGUAGUACAAAUAAAUAUUUACAACAACAAACAACAAAUGAUAAUAAUAUUAAUCAUCAUAAAAAUUCUUAUUCAACAUCAUUUUCAUCAACAUCAACAACAAAUAAUAGUAUAAAUAAAUUCAUUAAAAAAUCUAAACAUAAUAUUUUACAUUCAUCUCAUCUCUAUCAAGAAGAAAAACAUACAUCAACAAAAGCUUUAGCAUAUCGACGAGUUAAUCGUCGUUUAACAACAAUGUUAUUAGCUGUAUCAUUUGCAUUUUGUAUUUGUUCAAUGCCAAUAUCAAUAAUGCAAUUAAUUGAUGCUAUUUAUAGUGAUAUUGAACAACGUUCAUCAACAUUAACUGCUGGUAUUGCAAUAGGAAAAAUUAUAGCUGAAAUAUCUCAAUAUAUAAAUCAUUCUUCAAAUUUUUUCUUAUAUGCAUUUACUGGUCGAGUUUUUCGUCAUGAACUUCGUCGUUUAUUUACUUGUCAUAAGUUCUUUUUAUUUUCUUCUUCAUCAGAACGUUUAACAAAACGUGCUAAAAGAUUAAUGUUAAUUCAUAAUCCAUCACAAGGUAUACAUGAACAUUUUUAUUCAAAUGGAAAACGUUAUACAAGAGUAUUAGUUGCACCAAAACCAACACAAAAUUCUAGUUAUCGUCCAAGUAUUUGUAGUGCUUAUUCAUUAUCAGAAAUUCCAUUAACAAAUAAAAAUCAACGUAUACGUCAAAAUUCAAUAAUGACUAAUGAUGAACAAGAUGAACAUUUUUUAACUUGUUAUCAUCAUCAACCUAUUGGACCACGUAUUAGUUCAAUAACACAAGCAACAUCAAUUAUGUUACUUGAUUCACCAUCAACAAGUAUAAAACAUAAUUCAACAUUUGUUUCAUUUGUUGAAAAUGUUAAAAAUCAACAAUAUGAACAAACAACACCAUUACUUAAUGCAACUAUUGAAAAAACAACUUUAGGAAAAACAACCACACCUUAUGGUUUAACUGAUGUAAUAACAUCUGAUUCAUAA
This is a messenger RNA of Rotaria sp. Silwood1, 1653 nucleotides long. NCBI's taxonomy places the organism in Eukaryota, Metazoa, Rotifera, Eurotatoria, Philodinida, Philodinidae. The record is from the annotation of a GenBank genome assembly.